AUGCCUGAGAAUAUCGCGCCCGAGCCGGACGAAAAGGAGCCCAACGACCUCCGCAUCACAUUUCACGAUGCUUCGCAUCCUUCAGGCCGAGCUGGUCGCAGCAACGCCUUCGAUCGCGACCAGACGCGCUCAUUGUCUCGAAAGAGGUCCCUGAGCCGUAACUCGGCCACCAGCCGUCGCGACCUGCCCUCCUCGCCCUACUCUGGAGUCCAGAUUGAAUACCGCACCUUGUCCAUUCACGUUUCCGAGUCUCGCAAUCUCAUGCAGCAGCUCAACGUCUCUCAAGAGACUGGUCUGUCGGAGAGUUCUGCACAACUGAGACUUCAGCGAGAUGGCAAGAACACGCUUCCUCAUCCCAAGACAAACUACCUCAAAAAGAUCCUCUCGUAUGUCUUUGGCGGCUUCUGCUCCGUUCUGUGGGUGGGCGUCGUCAUCUUCUUCAUCUGCUGGCGCCCCCUGAGCAACCCCCCCUCACCGACAAAUUUGGCCCUCGCCAUUCUCGUCAUCAUCGUUAUUGUCCUCCAGGCGAGUUUCUCUGCCUUCCAGGACUGGUCCACCUCGCGUACUAUGAAAUCCAUCACCGAUCUUCUCCCUUCGGAUGCACUGGUGCUGCGUGAUGGCCAGCUGAUGAAGUUGAAGGCUACUGAACUUGUGAGCGGAGAUCUCGUCCAGCUACAAAUUGGUAACAAGGUGCCAGCGGAUAUGCGCAUCAUUGGCCAUUCUGGCGACCUUCGCUUCGACCGUGCCGUCUUGACUGGUGAAUCGGAUGAAAUCGAGGGCUCGGUCGACCAGACUGAUGAAAACUUCCUGGAGAGCCGCAACAUUGCUCUGAUGGGCACCCUUGUCGUCAACGGCAGUGGUGUUGGAGUCGUCGUCCUGACUGGUCCUCGCUCUGUCAUGGGUCGUAUCGCAAAUGCCACUGCCACGGCAGAGGAGAGGCCGACCUUGAUUCAAAGAGAGAUUACGCGCUUCGUUUACAUCAUUGUCGCGUUGACUGUUGUUCUCGCUCUCAUUAUCCUGCUUACCUGGGUUGGAUGGCUGCGAAAGGAUCACUUUGCCUACAUGAACGUCGUGGCCAUGCUCAACAAUGUCAUGGGUUGCGUCGUCGCCUUUAUUCCUGAAGGUAUGCCUGUUGGUGUUGCAUUGACUCUCAUGAUGGUGGCAAGACGUAUGAAGGCUGCAAGCGUCUUGCCCAAGGGCCUUUCUACCGUCGAAACGCUGGGUUGUGUCAAUGUCAUUUGCUCUGAUAAGACGGGUACCCUGACGCAGAAUCAAAUGCAUGUCAACUCUGUUGCCUUUGUCGACGAGCCAAUUGCUAUUCAAGAAGCGUAUGCCAAUCUCUCCAGCGACAAUGUUGAUGCCGGAGUGAAGAUGCUUCUCCAAGCCGCUACUCUUUGCAACGAUGCUACGUUUGAACCAUCCACUCUGCAUCUCCCUGUUGCAUCUCGAACCAUCCAAGGCAAUGCUACAGAUGGUGCCGUUCUUAGAUUCUCCGCCGAUGCUCCCGUAAGGAACGAGAAAGCAGAGCAACCUACCAAGGUCUUCCAGAUCCCCUUCAACUCCAAGAACAAGUGGAUGCUCACCAUGUACAAAAUGCCCUCGGAAAAUCAAGCUCUUAACGAAUUCAAAGUCUUCGUCAAAGGUGCUCCUGACGUCCUCCUGCCCACCUGCACAGCCUACUGGUCUCGCAAAUCAAAGUGUGUCAUGCCUCUUGACGCAACUGCAAAGACUGCUUUUAAGGAAUACCAGGAUAAGCUGUCCAAGAACGCCGAACGUGUCAUUGUCCUCUGUAUGAAAAACAUGACUAUUCAGGAUGCCAUGGGUACCAAUGCCUUCAGCGACGAAGUCACUAGCCGUGCCACAGAUGACCUUACAGUUGUCGGCAUCCUGGGUAUCACGGAUCCUCCUCGCCCUGAGACCCUGGACACCGUCAGAGAGUGUCGUCGCGCUGGAACAAGAUUCUUCAUGGUUACUGGUGACUACGGACUGACUGCAGCUGCCAUUGCGCGCAACGUUGGAAUCUUCACCGGUGAACGAGACCCUGAUACCGUUGCCACCAUCAAGGCCAACAACGAUGCCGAGACCGUGAAGAAACUGAACGAUGCUCGUGUGGCUGGAGAAUGCCGUAGCCUCCUUCUCGAGGGACACAGUCUUGGAGGCCUUGAUGAUGAGGAUUGGAGCGUCAUCUGCGAAUACCAGGAGAUUGUCUUUGCUCGUACGACGCCGGAGCAGAAGCUUCGUAUUGUGGAAGAAUUCCGCAAGAGAGACAAUGUUGUGGCUGUUACUGGUGAUGGAGUCAAUGAUGCACCGGCUCUUCGUGCUGCAGAUGUUGGUGUUGCUAUUGUUUCGGGUAGUGAUGUUGCCAUUGAGGCAGCUGAUCUCGUCUUGCUGGAUCGCUUCGACUCCAUCAUUGAGGCUAUCCGUCUCGGUCGCCUUGUCUUCCAGAAUCUGCAAAAGGUCAUUGCGUAUCUUCUCCCCGCUGGUAGUUGGUCUGAGAUCUGGCCCGUCCUUCUCAACGUCUUCUUUGGCGUUCCUUUGCCGCUCAGCUCCUUCCUCAUGAUCAUAAUUUGCGUCUUUACUGAUCUGUUCUUGUCGCUGUCUCUCAUCAUGGAGAAGGAAGAGUUUGAUCUCCUUUCGCUUCCUCCUCGCAAUCACAAGAAGGACCAUCUCAUCAACUUCAAGAUUUAUGGUCAGGCAUACCUCUUCAUUGGUGUGGCUGAGACUAUCUGCGCCCACUCCAUGUUCUUUUUGUACAUGUGGAAGAAGGCUGGCAUUCCCAUCAACCAGCUCUUCUUCCUUUUCGAGGGAUACACCGAGGGCUUCCACGGCUACACUCAGGAUCAACUCAAUGAAUUCAACUACACUGGCCAGUGUGUUUACUUCGUCACCCUUGUCAUUCUACAAUGGGGCAAUAUCCUGUCUGUACGCAAUCGCCGCCUCAGUAUCGUCCAGGCUGAUCCCUUCACCAAGAAGCGCCGCAACCCUUGGCUGCUGCUUAGUAUGCUCAUCAGUCUUGCCAUUGCCAUUUUCGUCACCGAGGUUCCAGGCAUUCAGACAUUGUUCCUCACGGCAUCGGUUCCUAUUGAGUUUUGGUUUCUCCCUAUUCCUCUGGCCUUGGGUAUUUUGGCCUUGGAUGAGUUUCGCAAGUUGCUUGUUCGAUUGUUCCCUAAUGGCCCUGUUGCAAAGGUGGCGUGGUAG
Messenger RNA from Trichoderma virens Gv29-8, 3198 nucleotides. RefSeq lists its product as uncharacterized. The transcript is spliced from 2 exons. Gene Ontology annotation, cellular component: membrane. Gene Ontology annotation, biological process: potassium ion import across plasma membrane; intracellular potassium ion homeostasis; intracellular sodium ion homeostasis. Bases 1 to 3198 code for a protein of 1065 amino acids. The record is from RefSeq and is a predicted model, not a curated record. Lineage: Eukaryota; Fungi; Ascomycota; Sordariomycetes; Hypocreales; Hypocreaceae. Gene Ontology annotation, molecular function: ATP hydrolysis activity; ATP binding; P-type sodium:potassium-exchanging transporter activity.